Messenger RNA from Penicillium arizonense, 4119 nucleotides. Its product is annotated as putative jumonji family transcription factor. The coding region runs from base 1 to 4119 and encodes 1372 amino acids. Gene Ontology annotation, molecular function: histone H3K36 demethylase activity; histone H3K9 demethylase activity. The transcript has 4 exons. The record is from RefSeq and is a predicted model, not a curated record. Gene Ontology annotation, biological process: chromatin remodeling. Gene Ontology annotation, cellular component: nucleus. Lineage: Eukaryota; Fungi; Ascomycota; Eurotiomycetes; Eurotiales; Aspergillaceae.
AUGGCUGCGACAAUCGACCAGUUGCACUGCGACCCCCUCGCCGGCGCCCCUGCGGCGGACUCUGCUUCAAUCACUCCGCCGCAGAGCGCACACGGCAAAACCAUGGCACCUGAAGGCGUACCUUCCGAGCUAUCAGACCUCGAGCUGGAUCACAAAGCCGCCCCGGCGCCUGAGACAGCCGAGGUCAAGGAGGAAGAAGUGGAAGACAUUGAACCCGAUCAUUACUAUGGCGGCGGCAAGAUUCCCGUUUUCAAGCCGACCAUGGACCAAUUUAGAGACUUUCAGGCCUUCAUCAAGAAGAUCGACAAAUACGGAAUGCAGGCAGGAAUCGUGAAAGUGGUUCCUCCAAAAGAAUGGUCCGAGUCACUUCCACCGUUGGAUGAUGCGGUCAAGAACAUUCGGGUGAAGAACCCCAUCAUGCAGGAAUUCCACGGAUCCCACGGUACAUACACUCAAGCGAACAUCGAACGACAGCGCUCGUACAACCUUCCUCAGUGGAAAGGCCUAUGCGAAGAGAGCAGCCACCAGCCCCCUGCUCGCAGAGGAGAGCGACGCCGCAACCAGGAACGAGUGAAUCGUUCAGCUCCCACCCCACGUCCCCAAUCCACUCGCCCCGAGGGCCAGAAGCGCCGCCCUGGCCGCCCUCCGAAGCGGACAAAUCAGGUCAAAAUCAAAGAGGAGUCUACUGAUGACGUCGACAAAUCCAAACUCGAAGGACCACCGACGCCCGAAUCACCAGAGACCAACCCGGUGGAGACCAAGAGCGAGGACUUGAGUGAAGGCGAGUCGCUCCCUACCACCAAGCCAAAGGGCCGACAGCCCAAGUCUGUGUCUUCACGCCGAAAGAACAACCGUGGGGAAGUCAUGGAUCAAGUCGACGAGGAGGCGUUCAAGAGCUUUGAUUAUCGAAUCCAUGACAACGAGGACUACACCGCGGAGCGAUGCGAGGAAUUAGAAACCAACUACUGGAAGUCACUCAUGUACAACAACCCGAUGUACGGUGCCGACAUGCCUGGUUCGCUCUUCGAGGAUAGUACUACCUCUUGGAACGUUGCCAAGUUGCCCAAUCUGCUCGACGUUCUUGGCCAAAAAGUGCCUGGGGUCAACACUGCUUACCUCUACCUGGGCAUGUGGAAGGCCACAUUUGCUUGGCAUCUGGAGGAUGUGGAUCUCUACAGUAUCAACUACAUCCACUUUGGUGCGCCAAAGCAAUGGUACAGCAUUUCCCAGGAAGAUGCACCUCGCUUUGAACAAGCAAUGCGCAGUAUUUGGUCCAGUGAUGCAAAGAACUGCGAUCAAUUCCUUCGCCACAAGACCUAUCUCGUCUCGCCUAGCCUACUCAAGUCCCAGUACGGCAUCACUGUCAACCGGUUGGUCCACUAUGAAGGGGAGUUUGUCAUCACCUUCCCUUACGGCUACCACUCUGGAUACAACAUCGGAUAUAAUUGCGCCGAGUCGGUCAACUUUGCGACUGAGCAGUGGUUAGACUAUGCUCGCAUCGCCAAGAAAUGCAACUGCGAGUCAGACAGUGUCUGGAUCGACGUGGAUGAGAUUGAGCGCAAACUGCGUGGCGAGAGCACCCCCGAGUACUACGCUGAAUACGAGAGCGAGCUCGAUGGGUUCGAAGCUGCUUCCGAUAUUCUCACGCCGCCUCGCAGUGUUCCUGAGAAUCCCUCCCGUGGCCGAAAGCGGAAGAACCCGGAUGACGGGCCGAGGACCAAACGAUCCAGACUCCACACCAAUGGUCCGCGGAAGCUCCCGUGUCUGCUGUGCCCUAACAAUCUGGACUAUGAGGAUCUGCUGCCGACCGAGGAUGGCAAAGGCCACGCACACCGACGGUGCGCGUUGUUCGUCGAGGAGACUACAAUCCUUCGCGAUGCGUCCGGCACGGAGGUUGUGUGUGAUAUUGACAAGAUCCCCAAGGCUCGCUUGGGUCUGAAGUGUCUCUUUUGCCGCGAAGUCUUCGGCGCUUGCUUCCAGUGCAAUUUCGGCAAAUGCACACGCGCCUAUCAUGCCACCUGUGCCCUGUUGGCUGGCGUGCAGGUUGAAUUCGGUGCGAUUGCGGUCAUUGCCGACGAUGGCAGUCAAUACUCAGUUCCCAGUGUUGAUUUGAAAUGCAAAUUCCAUCGCCAGAAGCGACCGAACGGAGUCCUGGGAGAAUCCUCGGAUUUGGAUCGCCGUGUGAUUGAAGAGGCCCGUCAUCAGUCGCAAGGAAAUUUGGUCCAGUUUCAGGCUGACAAGGAAAUUAAUGGCGCCAUUGUGCUUGAAAAUCGACCCGAAGAGCGGAGCCUGUUGCUCAAAGUACUGCCCCGAGGCGAUGUGAUUGAAAUGCCUUAUCGGUGGAUGCUGGUGGUUCGCAAGUCUAAUUUCGUACCGCUCGCACUGGGAAUCAAACCCCUCCCGGUCCACCUAGCGCGCAAGCCCGAACGAAAAGAGUUAGAGUCAGCGGUGCCCGCGGCAGGCAGUGCAUUUGGCGAUGCACGAUCUCCCUAUCAGUGGGCCGAAUUCGAGACGGUGGAUGCGACUAGGAACUAUUUCGCCCCACUCCGGCCGGUGAGAGUUGAGCAGGUGUGGCAUUACUUGGGCACCAAGUCCACCGAGAGUAGGGCACAGUAUACACACAACCCUAGCGUGCCCAUCCACAACCCGCAGGCCAAUUUCCUGGACAGCGUCAAGUCGCUUGGCGUGGCUGGUGUCAGCGCUCGUGCAUCGAAGAUCUCACCCCACCACCGGUUUCAUUAUGCUACCCCUGCCCCUCCCUACCAGCAAAAUCUUUACGCCCAACAACAACGACUCUUGAAUGUCACCCGUCCUUCCGCCUCCCUGCAGCACCUUGCCCCUCCCCCUCCCCGUAUCCUUGCCGGUGCUGCUGCUGCUGGAGCUCCUGCGAUGCCGUCGGCCUUUCGAACACUACCCAAUCAGUCUGCCCGCCAUGCCCCCUACCCCUCGGUCGCCAAAUCGCACGCUCAGCAGCAGCAUCACCUCCCAUCCACCAAUACCUUUGCCAAUGUCCGGGAACUCAUAGCUCGUCGCCGCCUCGCUCAAAUAACUGACCACGCCAAUGUUUUUGCCGGAUACGACAUCGUCAGUCCCGAAAUGGUAGUUGAGACCCUGUUGGGUCCGAUGGGCUCAAUACCACCGGUCAAUGGCCUGGAGAAGCUGGAACUAGCCAUGGCCCAGCAACGGGUACAGCCACGAGCCGCUGACGGAACCUUGCUGCCACCUCAGACCCUCAACAUGCGGUCGGAAGAGGUCACUCGGCUCCUUCAGAUGUUGCGGUUCUCGCUGGUGAGUCACCGUGAGCGACUGGAUGUGAUUCAAAAGAAAGAGUCAGAAAACAUCAAGCAAGAGACCGUGGAUCGAGGUAGCGUGGCGGCAGCGAAGAUGCCCGGAAAAUAUGCCUACCUCGACCAGCAACGAUCCACCGCUCCGAAUGUCUACCAGUCGCCAUACAACAUGCCGUCCGGUCUCUCCGAAUAUGCCAAGUCUACGUACGGGUUGAUUCCUGCGGCUGAUGAAUCGCCCAAGGAGUCCCUGGCGAAUGACUUUUUCAAUAGUCUGCCACAGGAGGCCCAGGAAAAAAUUCUAAAGAACUGUGGUAGCUUUGUGCAGCGUGCAAUCGAGCGGUCGGCCAGUCACAGCCGGCAUAGUUCAGCCUCGAAUCUCCGGCUGUCAGCGGCUUUGGCUCAACAAACAGAAAAUCCGAUUAUUGACAUCACCCCGGUGGAGGAUCCCCCUCUACUUUCAGGUCUCGACAUGCCGCUUCACGCAGAUUCCCCAUGCUCCAGUUUCGGCCGGUCGCAUCUCCGAUUCCAGUCGCCAAAUGAGUUCCCCAUGCAUGGACCCGACCCACACCCUGAUCACCACGAUCUCUUCGGCGACCAACAAGCCAAUACACGCUUCUGGCAGAACGGGCCGUGGGUCGCCGGGGAUGGCAACACCCCCAAUGACGAGAAUCGACCGUUCUUUGGGCCACACAUCUUCGGGCCGCAUGAACGACUCAAGCACGACUAUGCUUCCUCCGACAUCUCCCUGGGCAAGGGGCCGGGAUCCCUUCACUCCGUCGAUAUGGCUGGGUUCGGGCCGGAUGGAGUUGAUGAUCUCCCACUCAGCCCAUAG